UUGUCUGCAGUCUGUACAGCCUGGGCUCACAACAGAGACUGUCUGCACUUGGACAACAGGAUUUUCUCAGCAGUCUGAACUUGACCCACCUGACUCCUCCCCUGUAGAGUCCUCCUGCCACCUGACUCCUCCCCUGUAGAGCCCUCCUCCCACCUGACUCCUCCCCUGUAGAGCCCUCCUCUCACCUGACUCCUCCCCUACUGAUCCCCUCUCCUGAGAAAACCCUUCCACCAAGCCCCUCCCCCACAGAGACCCUCCCUCUCUGGGCCACGGUCAUGGACAGCACUCCUCGCCGCUGGGUGCUCCGGCCCCUGUCUCCCUCUCUGCAGCCCUCAGACCUGCGCUCCAUCUCUGCUGAACAGGACGAUGAGGUUUUCUACACUAACAGCAUCUCUGCAGACGGCAGCCAGUCCUCACUGUAUGUGAAAGGUACCAGUGAGUCUUUGGAUGACAUGGUGGUGACUGCUCGGCAAAUGUCUGUGUCUCAGGACGGAGGUAGCUCCAGCGACGAGCUCCCCAUCAGCCCCUGCAGCAGCAGUGCUGGCUCCCACAGCGGGUUCUACUCUUUUGUGGAAGACCCCUUUAGCUCUGAGGCUGAGCAAAACGAAGCCUGGAUGGUCUCGCCCCAACGCCAAUCACACCUUGCCACUUUGAGACAGGAGAACGCCUACAAACUCCAAGCCUACAGCAGUCACAAAAAACCCGGGAGUUUAUUCCAAGACGACACAGAUUCACAGUAUGAUAUCACCCCAAGGUACGGCUACAAGGUGGUUGGAGAGCAGGAGGAAAGGCAACUGCGGAGGGAGAUAAUUCGCGGUCAAGCUCCAAAGAAGACUCCAGUGGCUGAGAAAGAAUUGGACAGUCUAACGAGUGAUACAAACAGACUGAUCGAGGGCUUCAGUAUUAGCUUUAGCCAUGUAACCCCUAAACCAAGACCGACAGUUGAUUCUGACGCCAUAAACAAAGAGCAGAUUAACUUUGAUGACGCAAGGAAACAAUUUGUCCAAAUGGAGCAAAAUAAGUUAGACCCGAUUAUACGACCUCGCAAAAUUGAAGUGAAGACAUCGCCAAAGCUAAAACAAGAUGUUACUGUGGUAGACAGGGAAGUAAGAAAGGAGGAGCUAAUGUUCAAACCAAAUGUGGAAGAUUUUAAAGCUGAAGAGAAAGAUCAAAGUACUAGCCAUAGUCGACAAAGCAGCUAUUUGGGAGAUUCAGAUGGACUUUCAAUGAAUUUUCGUUAUAGCAACAUUGACGGGUUAGCACAUAAUCCAAUCCAAAUGGUAAAUAACACAUUCCAGUUUAACGUAGAGCCAGAGACGCCAAUUGAGCGGGAGAUAAGGAUCGCCCAAGAACGGGAAGAAAACUUGCGUAGAUCCCGAGGCCUGCAGAGUAGUGUUAGCGAAAUGGUGGAAAUCAAAACCAAAAGAUUGCAGUUGCAGGUGCCACUAACACCUUCGCGCACUAAAGACAAGGGUAGAGCGAGUUUUAUCUUCCAGGAAAUCCAAAGAAAGGAAGAAGCAAUCAAACAAGAUAGUACCACGCAAGAGUUAGCAGGUCCAAGGCUUGUGCGGGCUCACAGUUAUGAUAUCCUGCAAUCAAACGCUAUUGAAGGUGAUGUGGGACAAAGCAACCAGGAAUAUGCAGUAACCAAGGCAUUUGAGACCUUGAACGAAAACAUGGGACAGGAAGCAAAGUUGGAUGUUGUUGACUAUGCCUUACAAAAGCAAAAUUACACCACCCAUGAUGGAAGCAAAACCGACAAUGGACAAAGUUAUACCAAACAAAUUCAAGAGUACGUUGAACCAUAUGUACCUGGAGCAAAGCGAGUAGAAGGAUACAGCUAUGCAAAGCAAAAUGAUCAGGUACUAGCAAGAAAUCAGGAAUUUGAAGGAUUUAAAAGCUUCAAAGAAAGAUGGCAAAAUCAAAACGGAGACAAAAUGGAAAAUGGUUUUAAAGGUGAUAGUAUAGAAAGGUCUAGAGUCGAUUUCUUCAGUGAUGACGUCUUGCUAUUGUCUUGUUAUCCUCACAAACACCCAGAAAAUUCAGCUCCAUCUAAGCAGGAGCAAAAGCAGGACAGCCCCAGGGCUCGUAGUCCUCAGACCUCAAUGUGGAGGGACAGACUGGAGCAGACUGGCCUGCACACCAGAGGGCAGGCUGCACAGUUCAUCGAGCGGGACAUCGAGGAGGCGCUGAGGCGGGAGCAGGAGCUAAGAGAGCAGAGGGAGGCUCAGGUCAGGCAGGUGUACUCCCCGCAGACGCUAGUGCAGCAGGCAGACAAGAUGGCCACCACGCAGUUCUACCCACAGAUCAAGACAGGUAAAGCCGAGUCCCGGACCUCCUCUUCUCCUCGUCCCUCUCUGCGUUUGUCCAGUCUUCCCCUGAUGUCCCCCCAGCCCUGGUCUCCUGCCCCCCAGACCCCACAGACCCCUUCCAGCAAUAUGGCCUGGAUGACAACCCCCCAGACCCCCCAGACCCCCCAGACUCCCUCCCACAGAAUCCCUCUACCGUUCCGAGGACUCACCCAGACCCUGCUGCAGGACUUUGAGGAGAGAAGGGGCAAACUGAAGCUGGAGGAGAGCGCAUAUGCUGGAAUCCAACCAAUUGAUUCUGUCAACAAUGAGGUGGUGGAGUCGACUCGGGUGUCGCGGCACAAGAAUCAGAGAGCUCUGCAAUGGGAGGCUGGGGUCUUUGCCAACCAACAAGAUCAGUGAAUGCUAGAUGUACUCCAGCAAGGGAGAGCUGGGACCAAUAGGACCAGUGAACUGCGCUAUACCACUACACACGAUGUUGCACAUGAACCUUUUACACAAAUCAAUUUCAUAUGUGAAAUUACGUAUCAUAUAAUUUCACAUAUCAUUUAGGGAUGAGACUUCUCCAAUGAAAUUAAUCGAAUUCUCACUUUACAAGAAAUGUCAAAAUGGCCAAUGUGGUCGGAGCAAAAUAACGUGAAUAAGGUAGGACACGAGACACACCAGCAGGGAGGGCUGAAUCAGACACACUCAACUCACAGUAAGAAGAUCUGGUGUUCAACCUAAAACAUGUACAGUAGACACAUUCUCAAGGUAGCUACUGCACACAGUGUACCCCCCACCAAGACCCUAGGUCACUUGCUCCGAGCGCCAUUAAGGGAUGGGUCAAAUUUUCAGCAAAAGCAAAUUUCCACACAAGGUGUGUGCCUUAACCUCCAUACCUCCCUGACCUCCAGCCCAGAGGCCAUGUUCUAACAGGGGGUCCAACUCCAGCAGCACACAUAUAGAUCAGAAAAUGUAUUCAAAUCUGUUCAUUUAUUUGGCUUUUUGUAUUUGUGAUUGAUCAAAUGUCCAGUUUUUCCUAAAUUUGAAACCAUUUCACCAUUAGGGAUUUGAUAUUAGUUUGUUUGUUUCUGUGUGACAAUAUGCCUGACUGAGAAUGAUGGACUUACUUGUUUGUUGGGACUUACAAACCCACUGUAACUCCAUGUGAAGCACUUACUGAAUGAUUCUGUCAGACCAUGGCACUCACAAAGUCCAGGGGAUGCUGAGGAGCAGGAAUCAAGCAUGGCCCUUCUUCUGUUGAUUUUACCUUUGGAUUAAUAGACUGGUGAACUGAUGUGAAAAGACUGCUUCUGAGUGGUCCGAUCAGAAUAAACAUGAUCCAAUCACAAACCAGCACACGGAUGAACUCUGUGAUCUUCGGACUGACUCAAAAUCUACUGCAAUGAACAAAAUUAUGCAGCUCCAAGCUACUUGAAUAAAAUAAAAACUUUAUAUUUAAGAAGUUUGAGUUCUUUGUGGAAGAUGAAUAAGCAAUAUUUCAAGAGGCUAGAGGCAAAUAACCAGAUCUAAGAUAGAGCUCCCUCUGCUGAUCACAAUAGGCAUUACUCAUGAAAAAACAACAGAAUAUGCGAAUAUGAGAUCAGAAAGGUUUAAACCAAGUCUGGCAAAUUUUUGUGAACCUAAAAACUGCACAGGGACUUGAAUUGAAAUGGUGUGAUUUCUGAGGCUCACGGGGAGACAUAGGAUGACUGAAAGAGACAACACAACAACACAGCAACAACAUAAACAUAUGCCAGACUGACUUUAAACCAAGAGAAAAUGGUUUAAAGGCAGUCUGGCAUAUGUGUCUUUUAAAAGAACUGUAUGUAUGAUUUUGAUUCAUAAAGUUGAUCUGUGUCUCGAUAGAAGGUUAUUUUCUAAUUAAAUAUAGCUGACCCUCAUUCUUUAGCCAACUACAGACCAAUAAGUAUACUUCCCAUAAUGUCCAAAGUUGCUGAGAAACUAGUUGCUGAACAGAUUAUAAACCACCUUAACACCACCCCAUUCACACUACACCCAAUGCAGUUUGGAUUUCGAACCAACUAUUCAACUGAAACGGCCACUUGCUUCUUUACAGAAAAUAUUCGUCAAUCACUGGACAAGGGUGGGGUCGUUGGCACUGUUUUUCUUGAUCUGAGAAAGGCAUUUGACACGGUUAAUCACAACAUUCUGCUGAAUAAGUUGCAACAUUUCAAUUUCUCUGCCAAUACUGUAAAAUGGAUUCAGGCUUAUUUAACAGACCGCUCUCAAUAUGUUAGAAUUCAGUCACAUCUUUCCUCCCCCCUUAGUCUCUUCACUGGUGUCCCACAAGGGUCAAUUUUAGGUCCAUUAUUAUUCUCACUAUACAUUAAUGAUCUCCCAUCUGUUUGCUCUAAUGUCUCUGUUCAGAUGUAUGCUGAUGACACAGUUCUCUAUGUCCAUGGAACAAACAUCUCCACCGUAUCUGCCAAACUCACACAGGCCCUAGUUCAUGUCACAAAUUGGUUACAGCACUCAUGUCUACAGCUAAACACAUCCAAAACAGUCGUAAUGUUCUUCACCAAAUCUCAUAACAUCUCCUCCAUAAGUCCUGAUGUCCGUGUGUGCGGUGAACAGCUCCAGGUGGUUCCAGAAUACAAAUACCUCGGUGUCACCCUUGAUUCAAAACUCACUUUCAAAUCACACAUAAAAAUCAUCAGUAAUCGCAUCAAAUUUAAUCUCGGCAAUUUUCGACACAUUCGACCUCAAAUGUCCAUACAGUCAGCCAAAAUGUUCAUACAUUCCAUGAUACUUUCCCAUAUCACUUACUGUCUCACUGUCUGGUCUCACUCAACUUCUACAGCUCUAAAACCCAUCCACUCUCUUUUUAAAGGGACCAUCAAAACUCUCGAUCAGAAACCAUACUCUUAUCACCACUGUCCAAUCCUCCAAAAACACAAUCUACUGAACUGGGAAAACUUGGUCAAAUAUGCUCAUCUCUGUCUCAUAUUUAAAAUCAUUCAUGGCUUGUCAUCUCCUCCACUCACACAGUUUAUUCACAUCAGGACCUCUGACCACAAAAGAACCAGAGGGGCAUCGAGAGGGGACUGCAUCAUCCCACUCAGAAAAAGUCUCUUUGGCCAAACCACCUUCUCUGUGAAAGCUGCCCAUGACUGGAACACCACCCCCACCACAAUUAGAAGUCUCCCCACUUACACCUCAUUUAAAUUACAGUUAAAGAAAUGGUUAAUUGAAAAUCAGUCUUGUCACCACUAACAUCCACCUCUCGAUGCUCCUGUCGCCAUCCUGCCUCUGUUUGAGUUUUGUUGUAUGUCUGUUUGUGUCUGUGUGUAUGUAGACAACGGUAUGUCAUGUUUGUGGCUGAAAAUGAAUGUAUGUGGCUGAAUGUGGUUUUAUGACUAUAAGAAUGGAGUUGUAUGCGACUGUAUGUAAGAAUGAUUUUAGAGUGUAAAUAAUAACCUUGUUUUUAUUCUGUUGUAUUUUAUUUCCUACAGGUUGACAUUUUACACCUGUCCCGGGACUACGGAUGAAAAAUAGCCCUCGGGCUAAUUCUGGCAUAUUUACAUGCAAAUGUUUAUUGAUGUGCAUUGUCCCUGAAAUAAAUAAAUAAAUAAAAAUAAAUUAAAAGCUUUUACU
Periophthalmus magnuspinnatus is the source of this 5909-nucleotide messenger RNA. It is a transcript of the gene misp, whose product is annotated as mitotic spindle positioning. NCBI's taxonomy places the organism in Eukaryota, Metazoa, Chordata, Actinopteri, Gobiiformes, Gobiidae. The coding region runs from base 276 to 2711 and encodes 811 amino acids. The transcript is spliced from 6 exons. The record is from RefSeq and is a predicted model, not a curated record.